ACAACUCACACCCCUCUCUCUCUCUCUCUCUCUCCCACUCAUCUCCCUCUACUUCUCGAUCCCUCUCCUCCCACCAAAACCCUAACCCUAACCCUAAUUCGAUCCUCUUCUCCUUCCAUGGAGCUCGAUCGCGAGCUCCCCUCCUCCUCCUCAUCGUCGUCCUUGUCCCCGACGUCCUCCUCCCUGAAGCAGAAGCUCCGCUCCUCGAUCUGCUUCUCCUGCUGCUUCAACGUCCACGGCGGCUCCGGCGAGGACGGCGGCGGCGGCGACGACUGCGAAGAUCGGCCGGUCCCCAUCGCGCGGCUCCUCCCGGAGCUCGGCGAGCGGUGGCGCGACGUGGUGGCGCGGAUCGGGAGCCGCCGCCGCCGCCUCGCCGGCGAGUUCAGGUACGACCCCCUCAGCUACGCCCUCAACUUCGACGAGGGCGCCGCCGCCGACGACGACGACGGCCCCCUCGCCGGCGACGGGUUCCAGUUCCGGAACUUCUCCUCCCGCCUCCCCCCGUCGCCGCCGCUCACGGCGGCGGCGCCGGCGAUCGCGUGAUUAGGGUUUUCCGAUCAUUUCCUUCCUUUGGUCCGUUUCCUGUACGCGUACGUAUAGCUAUACGUAUAUAUACAUAUAUUUUU
This is a messenger RNA of Ananas comosus (pineapple), 626 nucleotides long. RefSeq lists its product as uncharacterized. The record is from RefSeq and is a predicted model, not a curated record. Lineage: Eukaryota; Viridiplantae; Streptophyta; Magnoliopsida; Poales; Bromeliaceae. Bases 118 to 543 code for a protein of 141 amino acids. The transcript has a single exon.